Messenger RNA from Schistosoma mattheei, 1211 nucleotides. NCBI's taxonomy places the organism in Eukaryota, Metazoa, Platyhelminthes, Trematoda, Strigeidida, Schistosomatidae. The record is from the annotation of a GenBank genome assembly.
UAUCCCUCGUACCUAACAAUAUUCAUUUGAUACAGUUUAAAGUUUCGGUAUAUUUGGUAAAUUAGAUUUUAUUUGAUAUACAUAAGGAUACAACAUUUUCGACAAUGGAUAAAGAAAAGACGAACACCUUGAAAACCUCCCCUCAAAUGGAUUCCUUAGAAAAAUUAGCAGUUUCUCUUCCGUCGGCGGCUUUCGGCUUAGUUCCAUGUAGUGAAAAUAGGGACUUCGAUACACGUCUCUUAAAUAAGUUUCAAUCGGGAAGGAAGGGGUUUGGUUUGGUAAAGUCGUCACGUACUCUCUCGGAACCCACUAUACCAACAUCUAAAUCAUUGAAAAGUAUGACAACAUCCAAUUUCGUUUCUCCUACGUUUGCAAGGUAUAUGCCCUACUUUUUGUCAUCUCUCAGCGGUGAUUCAAGCUCGUCGACAACAAUGUCUUCUAUCUCUGUGUCAAAUUUAAGUGAUGAAUCCAGUAGUGUGAGGCUUCCAUUGUCUCCAAGUCAACUGUCCUUACCAGAACCUCCAGAUGGAGGUUGGGGUUGGGUUGUUGUAAUCGCCACGUUUUUUGUACACAUGAUAACCGACGGGGUAAUAGUAUCGUUUGGCGUUUUUAUUGAAUCUCUCGUUGAGGAAUUCCAAGAUUCAAUGAGUGCUACUUCGUGGAUCGGGUCAUUUUCGUAUGGUAUUCCUGCACUCGCCGCCCCUUUGUCUUCGUUUCUGCUUAAUCGCUUUGGAUGUCGAGUGACGUGCAUGGUUGGUGGGCUGAUAAGCGGUCUAGGAUGUUUUGCUGGUGCCUUCACUAAUUCUAUAAUAUCACUGGUCUUUUCGUUUGGCAUUUUAUCUGGUCUGGGUGCAAGUUUGUGCAUCACAUCAGCUCUUGUUGUUGUUUCUAUGUAUUUUGAUAACAGACGAGCUACUGCCACUGGAUUGUCCAUAGCAGGCACAGGUGUUGGUGCGCUUGUAUUUGCUCCAAUGGUAGACAUGCUACUGAAUAUUUAUACGUGGCGAGGGGCUAUGAUGAUACUGUCUGGAUUUUUCCUAAAUAUGAUAGUAUGUGGUGCUCUGAUGCGUCCUGUUGAAACUGACGUCGAAAACGUCAUAGACAACGUCUUGCUUGGUUGGAACACCUAGCUCGCGAGUCGGGCUUACCACCUUUUGAAAGUGCAGACUACUUGGAUAAGGAUGUGCUUGGUCGUAUAAAGUUGCUACGUG